This is a messenger RNA of Orycteropus afer afer, 981 nucleotides long. Its product is annotated as olfactory receptor 6Q1. Gene Ontology annotation, cellular component: membrane. The record is from RefSeq and is a predicted model, not a curated record. NCBI's taxonomy places the organism in Eukaryota, Metazoa, Chordata, Mammalia, Tubulidentata, Orycteropodidae. Gene Ontology annotation, molecular function: olfactory receptor activity; G protein-coupled receptor activity. Gene Ontology annotation, biological process: G protein-coupled receptor signaling pathway.
UCCCAUACAUGCAAUCAUAUACUCAAAACAGGACCCAGGUAACAGAAUUUGUCAUGGUGGGCUUCAGUGGUGUACUUGAGGCACACCUCCUCUUCUUCACACUCUUCCUCACCAUGUACUUGCUCACCUUGGUGGAGAACUUGGCCAUUAUCUUGGUGGUGUGUUUGGACCAUCAGCUACAGAGGCCCAUGUACUUCUUCUUGACACAUUUAUCUUGCCUUGAAAUCUGGUACACUUCCGUCACAGUGCCCAAGAUGUUGGCCGGUUUUAUUGGGGUGGAUGGAGGCAAGAACAUCUCCUAUGCUGGCUGCCUGUCCCAACUUUUCCUCUUUACCUUCCUUGGGGCAACUGAGUGUUUCCUGCUGGCUGCUAUGGCCUAUGACCGCUAUGUGGCUAUUUGUAUGCCUCUCCGUUAUGGGGCUUUGGUGUCCUGGGGCACCUGCGUCCGCCUAGCAGCUGCUUGUUGGCUGAUGGGUUUCCUCACACCUGUGUUGCCCAUCUACCUCACAUCCCAGCUGACAUUUUGUGGUCCUAAUGUCAUCGACCACUUCUUCUGUGAUGCUGCUCCCUUGCUAGCCUUGUCUUGCUCAGAUGUCACCUUGAAUGAGACUGCAGACAUUCUUGUCUCUCUAGUUGUGCUCCUGGCCUCCUCCACAGUUAUUGCCGUGUCCUACGGCAACAUCGUCUGGAUGUUGCUGCACAUGCGCUCAGCUACUGAGCGCCGGAAGGCCUUCUCCACUUGUGCAGCUCAUCUGACUGUGGUGAGCCUCUUCUAUGGCACUCUCUUCUUUAUGUAUGUCCGCACCAAGGUGGCCUCCUCCAUCAGCUUCAACAAGGUGGUCUCCGUCUUCUACUCCAUUGUCACGCCAAUGCUCAACCCUCUCAUCUACAGUCUUCGGAACAAGGAAGUGAAGGGAGCUCUGGGCCGAGCCUUUUCCCUCAAGUCUUGGAAGGGGGAGUGAGGAGGCAAGUGGGGGAUGA